AUGGUACGUCUAAAGUAUGGUUAUAUUAAAGCUAACUCACAUUAGCCUUACUCUAGUCCUGCCCUAGCCAUACUCUUGUUCUACUCUUGCCUUUACCCCGUUCCGAACCUGCCGCCUCAGCCUUAUUUAUCCUAGCCAUGCAACUUUAGUAGCAUCACAACCGCAGGUAAUCUCAGCCUUACUAGGAACCUACCGAAAAAAUUAAAUGUAAGAUUAUAACAUAGACUUACUAUACAAGUAAUAUCUAAAUAAAAAGAAAGCAUAACAAGAAAACAAACUACCAAAUCAUUUAGUUAUACAAUUUUUAAUGUGUUAUUUAGCCUACUUUCUAAACUUUGCGUGCUUGCAUGCUCAAAAUUCCGUAACAGCCUUGGUUAUUGUAGACGUAUGCUAUAAUACAAACUCCGCAUUCUCACUAAUAAGUUGCGGUUUUUCACAACAUAGACGUAAACUAACUAUAAAUUACUCACAACCAAUUAAAAAUUUUUUUAAAAUAAAUGUUAUUAAAAUGACGCAUAUCACUUUAAAAAAAGAGGAGGAGGAUUGGGAGGAGGAGAGUAAAAAUCUGGUUACUGCCCUGCUCCCCUUUAUUACUCAGCUACGCCCACACUAGUCUCACCUAGCCCAGCCCAGCCCAGCCCAGACCAGCCCAGCCCAACCCAGCCCAGCACAGCCCAGCCCAGCCCAGCCCAGCCCAGCCCAGCCCAGCCCAGCCCAGCCCAGCCCAGCCCAGCCUCAGCCCAGCCCAGCCCAGCCCAGCCCAGCCCAGCCCAGCCCAGCCCAGCCUAAUCCAGCCCAGCCCAGCCCAGCCCAGCCCAGCCCAGCCCAGCCCAGCCCAGCUCAACCUAGCCCAGCCCAGCCCAGCCCAGCUCAAAGCAGAACAGAGCAGACUAAAUCAGUUUAGACCAGCUCAAAGCAGAACAGAGCAGACUAAAUCAGUUUAG
Bursaphelenchus okinawaensis is the source of this 944-nucleotide messenger RNA. The record is from the annotation of a GenBank genome assembly. Lineage: Eukaryota; Metazoa; Nematoda; Chromadorea; Rhabditida; Aphelenchoididae.